AUGGCCGUGCGCCUCCCUGAGCGCCUGCAACAGGCCGCCAUGCUAGCCCCAGGGGGGAUUAUGCAGAGACUCCGGGAGGACGUGACCUGCUCUAUCUGCCUGGACAUCUUGGACGACCCCGUCUCCAUCGAGUGCGGCCACAACUUCUGCCAGGGCUGCCUCGCGACUCACUGGAGCCAGCAGGGGUCGGGGGCUCAGCGGGAGCAGGGGCGCCCGGUGCAGCUGGUGCAUUUGGACGAGGAAGGGGGCCUGACCCUGGAGGAGGAGGCCCUGAGCCGCUGCCUGGAGCAGGGUGGGGUGGGGGACGCCCCCGUCUGCCUGGUGUCCAUCAUCGGGGAGCAGCGCCGGGGCAAAUCCUUCCUGCUGAACUACCUGCUGCGCCGGCUCCGGAGCCCGGACGCAAGGGACGACUCAUGGAUGGGCCGGGAGGAUGAGCUCCUGGAGGGGUUCGAGUGGCGCGCUGACAUGCAGCGAGUCACCAAGGGGGUGUGGGCCUGGAGUCAGCCCUUCUGGAUCCCUGACAAGGGGGGAAAGGUGGCCGUGCUGCUGGUCGACACCGAGGGCUCCAUGGACAUUGAAAGGAACAAGGAGACCUGCAUCAAACUCUCCGCCAUGUCCAUGCUGCUCAGCUCCUACCAGAUACUGAACAUUGGCUGUCGGGUGAAGGAUCCGGAUUUCGAAUACCUGGAGAUGUUUGUGCAGGUCGCCGAAGUGGUUGGAAAGGAAUAUGGACUGGACCCCAUUCAGAUGCUGGCGGCGACGUCCCCUUGCAAACACCCCAAGGCCUUGGAAGCGCUGAAGAGAAUCAGCACCUGCUGUUACCUGAUGCCCUUCCCCGGCAAGCGGAUCAUGAUUGAGAACGAGGGAACCCUGAGAGACAUGGAUGAGGAUUUCCGGGAGAGCCUUAGGGACUACAUCACUGCGCUGGUGGGCUCGGCCGGUCGACACGCCCGGACGGACCGGCAUGGGGAGCUGCUCACCGGGACACAGCUCGCUGCCAAGAUAAAGAAUUUAUCUGAUAUGAUGAAGAAACAUCGCUCCCUCUUCUCCUCUCCCUGUCAGAUGGCCAUCACCUUCCACAACCAGAGAGUCCUGGACAGAGCCCGUGCAGACCACGCUGUGUUUCUGAGAGAGAAGGACGGCGACUCCCAGAACAUGAUCGACUGCCUGAAGGUGCAGCCCAGCAAGAUGGCGCAGCAGUUCGCGGAGUGGCGCGGGCAGUUGCUGUGGCGGUGCCAGACCGACAUGCAGCAGCCGGCGCCGGAGACAGAGGCCCGGCUGACGGAGCUGGAGGAGGAGCUGAAGCAGGAGGCUGAGACCUUCCUGGAGACCUACAGGAAGCGCUUCAAGAAAUUUGUCAUUGUGGCGGGCGUGGGCGCGGGGGUGGUGGUCCUGGCACCCGUGGGUGGAGCUGUCGGUAUCGGGGUCGCCGCUGCUGCGCUCGGUAUGGCUGAGGCGGCAGCCAUUGGCGCUGGAGUGGGCGCUGUGGCUGGGAUGUGUGUAGGCGGGGGCGUGGGUGGGGGAGUCGGUGGCAAUAUCUCCCAGAAGGAUAAGGAGAGGGCCGAGGCCACCGCCGGCCAAAGGGAGCAGGGGGACAACACUGAGGAGCAGUCCGAUGAGGCUCCUCUGAUCUGA
Chrysemys picta bellii (western painted turtle) is the source of this 1635-nucleotide messenger RNA. NCBI's taxonomy places the organism in Eukaryota, Metazoa, Chordata, Testudines, Emydidae. The record is from RefSeq and is a predicted model, not a curated record.